UGGAAUUUCCCAGCAGGCCACCGAAUUGCCUAACUCUCGAAUGCAAAUCAACAGAAAUCGAAGUACUUUCUCGUAAUUCAAUAUUUCCCUAUUUAGCUCACCAACACCCAAAACUUAAACUUAAACCCCCUUUUUAUUAAUAUUAUUAUUUUUUUCUAAGAUUUUUUAGGAAAGAAAAAGAAUCGUUCAAUUUCGCCGUGACUCUGUUUCUGUUAAUUUCUUAGAUUAGAUUAGAUUAGUUUUUGUGUAUGUGAAAGUGAAUGGAAUCAUUUUGUGUGAUCUCCAUAAGAUAAUUAAACGACUUAGUUUUCUUUCAUUCUCGAUCUCUCUCAGUCUGCUUCUGUAAUCCUAGCGUCUCCAUGGCUGCACCUUUCUUCUCUACUCCGUUUCAACCUUACGUUUAUCAGAAUCAUCAAGAUGCUGUGAUACCGUUCCAGAUUUUUGGGGGUGAAGCUCAAGUAGUUCAGAUUAUGUUGAAGCCACAAGAAAAAGUUAUUGCAAAACCAGGCUCCAUGUGCUUUAUGUCUGGGUCAAUUGAAAUGGAGAAUGUUUUUAUCCAUGAAAAUGAAGUAGGUGUCUGGCAGUGGUUUUUUGGCAAGGCUGUUACCAGUGUAGUCUUCCACAAUCCUGGUCCAAGUGAUGGAUUUGUUGGAAUUGCUGCACCUUCUCUUGGAAGAAUCCUCCCGAUUGACUUGGCAAAGUUUGGAGGAGAGAUUUUAUGCCAGCCAGAUGCAUUCCUUUGUUCCGUCAGUGAUGUGAAGGUCAGCAAUACAGUAGAUCAGAGGGCACGUAAUGUCAUGCCUAGUAUAGAGGGAUUUUUAAGGCAGAAACUAACUGGACAGGGACUUGCAUUUAUUCUUGCUGGAGGAUCUGUUGCACAGAAAGUUCUUGAGGUGGGUGAGGUAUUAGCUGUUGAUGUGUCUUGCAUUGCCGCCCUUAAUACCACUGUCAAUGUUCAAAUCAAGUACAAUGGGCCCGUGAGACGGGCAGUCUUUGGGGGUGACAAUUUAGUAACAGCCACUCUAACAGGACCAGGCAUCGUCUUUAUCCAAAGUUUGCCCUUCCGACGGUUUUCCCAGCGCAUUGCUAGGGCAGUGACAUCCCCAAACAUGAGAGAUACUCCAAAGUUCUUUGUGCAGAUUGCGAUUUUCUUCUUUCUGGCGUAUGUUGUGAUUGUAUCUUCGUUAAUCUUGACCGAUUUUAUUUAAUUUGAAUAUAAUCAGAUCAAUACAAACAAGGGGUUUGAAUGGGUCU
Molecule: messenger RNA, 1254 nt
Organism: Populus nigra (black poplar)
Lineage: Eukaryota; Viridiplantae; Streptophyta; Magnoliopsida; Malpighiales; Salicaceae
Exons: 11
Coding region: 360-1208 (282 amino acids)
Source: RefSeq, a predicted model, not a curated record